Lepus europaeus (European hare) is the source of this 2346-nucleotide messenger RNA. RefSeq names its product basic proline-rich protein-like. NCBI's taxonomy places the organism in Eukaryota, Metazoa, Chordata, Mammalia, Lagomorpha, Leporidae. The record is from RefSeq and is a predicted model, not a curated record. The coding region runs from base 1 to 2346 and encodes 781 amino acids. The transcript is spliced from 5 exons.
AUGAGCCCCUCUACAGUAACCCCCAACCGCUCCCCAGAGAGCCCCUGGCCCCCUUCCCAGAGCCCUGCGGCCCCUCCCCAGAGCCCAGGACAAUCUCCAUCCCUCCCCAGACCAGAGCCCUCGCUGCUACUCCCCAACGCCCACGGGCCCCUCCCCAGAGCCCCGCGGCCCCCUCCCCAGAGCGCCCUUGACCACUCCCUAGAGCCCCAUGUCCCCUCCACGGAGCGCCCCCGCUCCCUCCCCAAGCCCCGCGGCCCCCUUCCCGGAGAACCCAGCCCCUCCUCUGAGCCCUGUGGCCCCCUCAACCGAGCCCUCGCCCCUCCCCAGCACCCAAGGCCCCCUCCUCAGUGCCCCACGCACCCUCUCCAGAUCCCGUGGCCCCUCGCAGAGCACUGGCCACUCCCCAGUGCCCCCAUCCCUCCCCAGAGCCCUAGCACCUCCCAGCGCCCAAGGCCCCCUCCCCACAGCCCUGAGGCCCCCUCCCCAGAGUGCCCCGACCACUCCCUAGAGCCCCAUGGCCCCUCCACAAACCUCCCCUGCUCCCUCCCCAGUUUCCCGCCCACUCCCCAGAGUCCCCCGCCCCUCCCCAGAGCCCUGCAACCCAGUCCUCUGACCACCCCUGCCACUCACCAGCACUGGGGCCCAUUCCCCAGAGACCGCGGCCCCCUCCUCAGAGCCCCCGCCCAUCCCCAGAGCCCCGCAACCCUUCUUCAGAGCCCCAUGCCCUCCCCAGAGCCCCGUGCCUCCCUGAGAGUCCACAACCUCCGCCAGAGCCUGAGCCCCGCAGGUCCCUCCCCAGAGACCCCCAACCCCUCCCCAGAGCGCCCUUGGCACCCUCCCCAGAGCGCCCUUGGCACCUUCCCCAGAGCCCCGCGGCCCCCUUCCCGAGCCUCACAACACCCUCCCCGGAGCUACCAGGCCCCCUCCCCGGAGCCCCUGGCCCCUUCCCGGAGCCUCCCCGAACCUCAACAGAGCCCCACAGCCCCCUCUUCAGAGCCCCACGCUCUACCACAGAGCCCCCGGCCCCUCCCCAGAGCCCCGCACCCUCCCAAGCUCCACGUGCACUCUCCCCAGAACCCCACGGCCCCUCACCAAAGCCCUGGCCACUCCCGACCCCGCGACCCCACCCCAGAUCCCUGUGCCCCCCCAGAGUCCACAACCUCACCCAGAGCCCCGCACACCCUCCCCAGAGCCUCACAGCCCCUCCCCAGAGCCCAGGCCACUCCCCAGAGCUCCGCAACGCCUCCCCAGAGGCCUCCGCCACUUCCCAGAACCCAUAGCCCCUCCCCGGAGCCCCCCACCCCUCCCCGGAGCCCCGUGGCCCCUCUUCAGAGCCCCACGCCCCUCCCCAGAGCCCAGCGGGGCCCUCCUCAGAGACCCCCAACUCCUCCCCAUAGCCCCCCUACCCUCCCCAGAGCACCACAACCCCCUCCCCAAAACCUGUGGCCCCUUCCCCAGCUCCCCGAGGCCCGCGGACCCCUCCCCAGAAGCCCGCGGCCCCCUCCCCAGAGCCCCGCGGCCGCUCCCCAGUGCCCCAUGCCCCUCCCCAGAGCCCCACAACCCCUCCCCAGAACCUGCGGCCCCUUCCGCAGCGCCCCCAUCCCGUCCCAAAGCCCGCAGCCCACUCCCCAGAGCCCAGCGCCCCCCCAGAUUUCACAACCUCCCCCAGAGCCCUGGGGGCCCCUACCCAGAGACCCCAUAACCCCUCCGCAGAGCGCCCCUGUCCCCCUCCACAGAGCCCUGCGACCCCUCCUCAGAGCCCGCGGCCCCCUCCUCAGAGCCCCCUGUCCCACCCCAGAAUACCUGGCCCCACUUCAGAGACCCAUGCCCCUCCCCAGAGCCCCACAACCCCCUCCCCAGAGCCCCGCGGACACUUCCCACAGCCCCGCCCCCCGCAGCACCCCUGACCACUCCCCAGGGCCCUUGGCCCCUCCACAGAGCACCCCCGCUCCCUCCCCAAUACCCCCAAACACUCCACAGAACCCCCACCGCCCCUCUCCAGAGUCCUGUGGCCCCCUCCCCAGAGCCCCAAGCUCCUCCCCAGAACCCUGCGGCCCCCUCCCCGGAGCCCCUUGGCCCCUCCACAGGGCCCACAGCAACCUCCCCAGGGCCCACGGCCCCACCUCAGAGCCCCCCGCCAAUCCCGAGACCCCUAUGGUCCCUCCCCUGAGCCCCUGGCCCCUUCCCGGAGCCACCCCGCACCCCCCCAGAGCCCACGGCCCCCUCCCCGAGCCCCGCGGCCCCAUCCCCAGAGCUCCGAGCCCCCCACCCGGAGCCCAUGGUGCCUCUCCGGAGCACCCCCGCCCCUCCCCAGCGCCCACGGCCCCCUCCCCAGAGCGCCCCUGA